AUGGAUGGUAGCAAUCGCGGUGAUGAUGUGUUCAAAGAGUCAGAAGAGUCACUUGAAAUACUUGUGAUGACGAACCCGGGUGAUAUUGGGAUCACUAUAAUUGAUUCCGUAUUGAAUAUAGGUGAGACAAAUUCAGAACAAAACAGUGAACCUCAAGACGCGCAGUCUUUAAUUGUGUUUGGCAGUGCUCGACCAGUAGAUGUGAUAUCUGAUUUAUCCACACAUACCCUUUCGUUUCCUGUAAGUCAGCCUAUAGAAGUAGAACCGCAUGAUACAGAACCUGCCGCCGAAGUACCGUUUGCAGCAAUUCCUCGACUUUUUGGUCCUGCAGAAGAUUUUGUCGUACAAUUUUCUACACAAGUUCAAGUUGUCAGUCCAGCAAUGGACCUUGAUUUGUAUCCGGCUACUCAUCCGUAUGACCGUGAAACAACAGCCGAGCUUCUUGUUGAGAGUCCAGAUUUACUUCCUGCAGAAGUAGUUGAAACGACGGUCGACGAAGGACCACACACUGAGGCAGAUAUAGAUCAAAUUCCCGGUGAGCAUGUCGUUAAUGAUAUUGUUCCGACCAAUACCGAUAAUGAAGGUAUUAAUAAUCCCCCAGAAAUCAUGAUAACUUCUCCUGUGGCUCCGGCACUCAUAGAGGAUGGUCAUACGAAUGAAUCGUCCGAGGUUGAACCUUCGCCAACUGUUGGACCAGCUCGUAGCAGCGAGCAAAUUGGCACGGCAGAUACUGACUCACCAGUUCUUCAUCAUCCUGGGCUGCAACAAUUACCGGCAACAUCGUCACCUUUAGAAGCAAUGGACCAAACACCAACUGUUACUACAACGACCGACAAUUCUCGACUAUCAAUCGACACGACCGCUCAUCUUGCAGUUCCUGUAUCACCAUCGGCAAGGGAGCGAAGAUCGAAAUCAUCAAACGUGGCCCAACGUGUCCAUUUUAACGAUAGACGACGAAAUUCGAAUCCAGAAACUAAGCUUGUACAUUUAAACUAA
Adineta ricciae is the source of this 996-nucleotide messenger RNA. The record is from the annotation of a GenBank genome assembly. NCBI's taxonomy places the organism in Eukaryota, Metazoa, Rotifera, Eurotatoria, Adinetida, Adinetidae.